Messenger RNA from Trichobilharzia szidati, 2137 nucleotides. NCBI's taxonomy places the organism in Eukaryota, Metazoa, Platyhelminthes, Trematoda, Strigeidida, Schistosomatidae. The record is from the annotation of a GenBank genome assembly.
GGAUUCAAAAGUAACUGAUCACAUUAAGUAAAAAUUAUGGUGAAAGUGUGUGUAGUAGGCUGUUUGCAUGGAGAGUUAGAUUGCGUGUAUGCUAAUAUUGCAGAAGCUGAACGACAGGGUCAAUUUAAAACUGAUCUAGUUUUAUGUUGUGGAGAUUUUCAAUCUGUUCGCAAUCCUGCUGAUCUAGAUACAAUGAGUAUCCCACCUAAAUAUUAUCGUAUGGGUGAUUUCUGGAGAUACUAUGCAGAGGAAACUAGAGCGCCUAUCUUAACAUUGUUUGUCGGUGGCAAUCACGAAGCAUCUGCUUAUCUUCAAGAGUUACCUUAUGGCGGUUGGGUUGCUCCAAAUAUUUGGUACAUGGGCUACGCUGGUGUUGUUCAGUUUGCUGGAUUACGAAUAGCUGGUUUAUCAGGUAUCUACAAACAGCAUGAUUAUACUAUGUCGCAUUAUGAACGUCCACCGUAUUCAGAAGCAACAAAACGCUCUGUUUAUCAUUUACGAAAUUUAGAAAUUUUUCGAUUAGGACAAAUUCGUCGCCGGUUAGACAUUGUAUUCAGUCAUGAUUGGCCUCGAGGAAUAUAUCAUUAUGGGAAUACAAAUCAACUUACUAGACGGAAACCACAUUUUCGCAGUGAAAUAGAUUCAGAUAUUUUAGGUAGUCCUCCUGGUGAACAAUUAUUAUGUCGGUUGAAACCUCGAUAUUGGUUUUCAGCUCACUUACACUGUAAAUUUUCAGCACUUGUAGAGCAUUCAGAUUCUAAACCGGAAAAACCGCGAACUACUCGUUUCCUAGCUCUUGACAAGUGUUUACCCAAUCGUCACUACUUACAAUUCUUGGAUAUUGAACCUGAAUUAAGUCAAGAAGAGAGUCUAGUCAAUUCUAAUUCAAAUUCUAAUUUAUCCUCUUUCUCUUCUCAACCUGGAGAAGAUGAUCCAAUCAUUGUUAGUCUUCCUAAUUAUAAGCCUAAUUUCAAAGAAGCACAAACAGAUUCGAAUUUGGAUGAGUCUGCUAAUGAUAAUAGUUCAACUGAUGAAGUGUCUACCAACUUAUAUCUUGAUCCUGAAUGGUUAUCCAUUCUAAGGUCAACUAAUUAUUUGAUGUCUACUAGCAAGGUUCCGUGUAUCCUUCCAGAUAAAGAAACAAGCGAACGUUUUGAUUUUUCUGCAACCGACGAAGAAAUUCAAGCUCUGUAUCAUCCUUUCGGUGGAGAUUUUCAAGUGCCUGAUAAUUUCGAGCGUACAGCAGCCAGUUACAAACCGAAUGAAAUUAUUGGUCAUGUCAGUUCAAGCAUCACUUCGACACCAAUGAGUCUUGUUCAACAGGCGAACUUAUUUUCUAAACAACAGCAGAAAAUGUUUUCCAAUCCACAAACUGAACUAUUAUGCGCUAUGCUUGACUUGAUAAAUCCAAAUGCUUUCUACCUUGGUAAAGAGUCAUACAGUCUGCUAGAAUUGUCUGCUCAACUUCUGUCAAGAAAGGAUGACGAUGAUGAUGAUGAUGAAGACGAAGAGGAGGAGGAGGAGAAGGAAGAAGACAACGGUGAGGCUGAAGAUGAAGCCGAAGAAGAAGGAGAAGAAGAAGAAGAACAUGAAGCUGUCGAUGAAAAUGUAAUAAAUGCCGGUGUAAUGCCGGAUGAAAGCUAUCUAAACACACAAGAAUACUCACCACAUGUAGAGACUACCGCUUGGGUUAGUACAGAUUCUGUAUUAGAAGAUUCUGGUACAGAGUAUGAUCCAAUGAAUAGUGUUCUUGUAUCUAAUAUUGUUCUCCCAGAAUAUACUCCAGUCAUAAAGACUAAUCUGUAUGAUAGUAUUGUAAGUCAGAAUCCUGAAGAAGUACCACUAGAUGACAUUGAUGACGAUGAUGAUGAUGAUGACGACGAUGGAAGUCUCAGUGAAACUCAUCUUUCAUCAAAAGUUGUUGAAUAUGAUCCAGAAGGCUCAAAAUUCAGUGAAUUAGAUAAAUCAGAAGAGAUAUAUGUUCCACAAUUAUUACCUGAUUCGUAAUCUAAUAUAUCUCUGUGUAAUUAAUUCACUGAUUUGUAAAAUAUUUUUACACGUUUACUUGACUGUAUGUAUAAUCAUUGUUUUUUAGGUUUUUGGUUAAGUAUAUUUCAACCGUCAUGUAAUUUUUUGU